This is a messenger RNA of Cottoperca gobio, 6273 nucleotides long. RefSeq names its product transcriptional regulator ATRX-like. The transcript is spliced from 35 exons. Bases 175 to 5883 code for a protein of 1902 amino acids. Gene Ontology annotation, molecular function: ATP binding; ATP hydrolysis activity. NCBI's taxonomy places the organism in Eukaryota, Metazoa, Chordata, Actinopteri, Perciformes, Bovichtidae. The record is from RefSeq and is a predicted model, not a curated record. Gene Ontology annotation, cellular component: nucleus.
GGUUAACAUUGUUGGUCAGGAAGAAAAAAUCACUAAAGGAAGAGUGCCUCUUUACAGUUUAGCUUUGUGAUGGGGUCCUGAGCGCAGAUUGAGCGCCACGUUUUUACAAGAAUAUAUUGUUAUCAUGAAGCUAUAAGGAUUUGAACGACUGCGGUUGUUCACAUACGUCACGAUAUGUCUGCAGCAAUGCUGAGCACCACUACCAGCAAGCUGAAUGUAUUGGUCAACAAACUGCAUGAGUACUUGGCUCAAUCUACUGUUGAGGACAGCAAUGGCUCGCCAACCUCAGCUGAUGGUCCGACAAACAGGAGCUGUUCUGUGGGAAACUCACUAGGUCAUACUGUGACGGAGGCAGGAGUGGAUACAAAAUACUCAAGGAGAAAACCGUCUGUUGUCAUACGGCACUCUGGACUGGAUGAAUCUGGGGACUCGAAUGCAAGUGAGGACGUGGUUUUACCAGUCAUUGCAAAUAGUCACCCUGAUAUCACUAGAUUACCAAAAGGCACUGUCCUGGUGAGGCCUGAACCUGUUGAUAAUGGGAAAGAUGACUUCAGGGGUCCUGAGUUUCGCAGCCGGAAACCAGGGGUACUGCGGAAAGAGUUUUCGAGAAGACGUGGAGGAGUUGAACACAUGGAAAUUGUCAGUUGCACUGCUUGUGGCCGACAAGUUAACCACUUCCAGAGAGAUUCCUUUUAUCGACAUCCAGUUCUGAAAGUACUUAUUUGCAAGUCCUGCUACAAGUAUUACUCAAGUGAUGACAUCAGCAAGGAUGGGGAUGGAAUGGAUGAGCAGUGCAGAUGGUGUGCUGAAGGAGGCAACUUGAUCUGUUGUGACUACUGUAGUAAUGCCUUCUGCAAGAAGUGUAUUCUAAGAAAUUUGGGAAGGAAAGAGCUGUCUGGCAUCUUGGAAAGCAAGUGGUACUGCUAUGUGUGUAGCCCAGAGCCACUUUUUGACCUGGUGAUGGCCUGUGACAGCAUCCUGGAGAACAUGGAGCAGCGCAGGAAGAACCGAGUAGAGCCGGAGAAAUCUCAACUUUACCACAUGUUGCCACACUUGCCACAAAACAUUCCUUUGGAUAACUGGGAUCACACUGGUAUGGAUGGUAAUGUGGUGUUCAACUACAACACACUGCAGAUUUCAAAGGAUGUUACCAAAAGGGCCAAACAUUUGGUGGACUCGACAAACAUCUUAAACCGGACAUUUGUCAAUUUCAUUCAUAAUGUGACGACGAACAAACAAACACCUGUUGUUCGCAAGCUGUACCUGAAUUCUUUUUUGUCAGUAGUUAAAGGUUUGCGGAAAUCACUUACAGCACUCGAGGAUAGCCUUAAGGAAGAAUUCAGUGACUUGGAUGUCAUGAGCUGUUGGGAAAAGUUCUUUAGUGAAGACUUUGAUGCACAACCUGUAAUAGAUGCCAACACACAGCCAGACAUCCCUGAUGAAAGGUGUUUGAGUGACUUGCAGAAAUUGGCUGCGGAACAUUUGGAAGAUUAUGAUUCUGACUCCAAGGUCUUCACAGAUGGGAGAACUGCACAUGCCUGCCCCGGCGAAAACAUGGAUUCAGCUUCACAUGAUCAGACGAUUGGCUUUAAGUCUUCUGAAAGUGCGAUCAACAUGACUAAAAAACUAGUUGUAAAACUCACACCUGUACCAAUGGAGCAGGAGACAUCCUCUGAUGCCCCAAUGAUGGAGACGGACCUCCACAUGAACGAUAAAACGUCAGAGGGAAAGGUUGUAUCAGAAGACAAAGACACAUUUGUUGAAGGGACUAAAGCUGACAGCAAGUUGAGCAAUGACAACUCUAGCGCAUCUCUACAUCCAGAAGAGGAACAAGGCAAUAGACGCUCUCCUCGCGUGAAGACGACACCUUUGCGGCGACCAAGUGAUGUCAAGGCCACAAAGUCUCAUUCAGCAGCAGACAGUGACAGUGACUCUGACCACGAGGAAACUUCCAACACGGUACCUGCCAAUAACACUGAAGAAAAUAUUCUGAGCAGAGCAAGAGACGACUCUGACUCCGAUGAAGUCCCUGUAGCUCUGCUUGAGCGAGCUGCUAUGACGCAAAGCUCCGAUGAACCCAAGAGUGAUGAGAACGCGGGAAAAGCGUCAACUAAGGUGGCCAAGAAAUGUCUCUUUUGGCUCACGAAGAACACCCCGAUCUCCCCGGAGAACAUGCGCCGCAAACGCAAGAUGCUGGACAUUUCCCCCGAGUCCGACUCAAGUAACAGAAGGGUAAAAUCUCGAAGGGAAAUUGGGACAGAUUCCUCUAGUGAUGAUCAAGACUCGCAGAAGAAAAUGCAACACUUAAAUACACUGAGGCCAAUAGGGAAGUCUCCCCACGUCAAAAGAGAGGAUGACGGUUCAGCUAUAAACCCGGGUAGGAUACAGGCUGGAAAGUCUAAGACUAAAUCUCUCCAGAAAGCGAUGGAGUCGUCAUCCUCAUCAAGCGAAGAUGAAGAUGAAGAUGAAGAGGAUGAAGAUGACUCUGGGAGUGAAGGAAGUGAUCAGAAGAUGAAGCCAAUCACUGAAGAUGUGGCCUUACUGGGGGCAGCAGCAUUCCACCAAUCAUCGGGAGAAGAGGAUCACUCUGGGCUCUCGUGGGCUGCAGAAGAUGAUGAUGAUCCAGAAAAUAGAAUCGCUAAGAAAAUGCUAUUGGCCCAAAUCAAAGCCAACUACUCCUCGGGCGACGAUAUCUCUUCAGAUGAGGAGACACAGGAUGAAUCUGAUUCAGAGGAUGAGAAGGAGGUCAAACAAGACCAUGAGGAGAAUGAAACCGAUGAGAAUGGGGAAGAAUCCACAUCUGAUGGGCCCACCACCAGGCACCACCUUCUCCGCCACAAACUAACCUUAGAUGAGGGAGCGCCGAGUGACAAGACCGUGGCAGAGAGUGAAGGAGCUGAGCCGGAGUGCAAGCAAAAAGCCAGCAGCAAACGCCUGAACUCUGAUGGUGACGGUGACAGUAACGAGUCCGAGCUGGAGGAUCUUGGGAUGAGCGAGGAGCUGAGUCAGUCAGAGGACGAAGCCAGUGAAGACAAACCCAAAAGAGGAUCCAGUAAAGGGAAGAAGGCGUCCAGUAGUUACGAAAAGAAGCUGCAAGUGCCCUGCAUUUGGUUGUCUGACUCCAACAGUGAAAAGAGUGAUAAAGAGGACGCAGAUGAGGAGAACAGUGAUGGUAAAGGCACCCCCAAAGGACGCAAAAAGAUCCGCAAAAUCAUCGAUGAUGUGAAUCUCCGCGCUGAGACCCAGGAAGCCCUCAGAGAGGAGGAGGAGAGAUGCAAACGUUUGGCAGAAAGGGAACAACAGAUGGAGGACAGGAGAGAGAUCAUUGUUAUCGAGGAUGAACUGUCUCUGGUGGCGUGUCCCAUCACUACCAAGCUGAUCCUAGAUCAGGACGAGAAGACCAAGAAGCCUCUCGUUCAGGUGCACAGGAACCUGGUGACGAGGCUGAAGCCUCACCAGGUGGACGGUGUCCAGUUUAUUUGGGACAGUUGUUGUGAGUCUGUGAAGAAGGCCAACUCCUCUCCUGGAUCAGGCUGCAUACUGGCACACUGCAUGGGCCUGGGAAAGACUCUGCAGAUGGUAACUUUCCUCCACACGGUGCUGCUGUCAGAGAACCUCAAAUUCAGAACGGCCCUGGUCGUGUGUCCACUUAACACCAUCCUCAACUGGGUCAGCGAGUUCAAGAAAUGGCAAAGCAACAUGGGACAGGAUAAAGUAACGGUCACAGAGCUGGCUACAAUAAAGCAUCCUCCAGAACGAAUCAGGGCUCUGCAGAGGUGGAAGAGAGAAGGAGGUGUGAUGAUCAUGGGCUAUGAGAUGUACCGCAUCCUGUCACUAGCCAAGAAAAUCAAUGACGAGAAGUGCAAGAAGGAGUUAAAGAGCAUACUGGUGGAUCCAGGUCCAGACUUUGCGGUUUGUGACGAGGGACACAUCUUGCGCAACGAAGCAUCCAAUAUCUCCAAAUCUAUGAAUGCCAUCAAGACCCAACGGAGAGUGGUGCUAACGGGCACGCCACUACAAAACAACCUGAAUGAGUACCACUGCAUGGUCAAUUUCAUCAAGAAGAAUCUACUGGGCUCAUUGGGGGAAUUCCGAAACCGCUUUAUCAACCCCAUUCAGAACGGCCAGUGUGCUGACUCCACGUCAAGAGACGUCCGAAUCAUGAAGAACCGAGCACACGUACUUCAUGCCAUGUUGGCUGGAUGCGUACAGAGAAGAGAUUACUCAGAGUUGACUCAGUUUCUGCCUCCCAAACACGAGUACGUGCUGGCAGUGAGGCUUUCCCCUCACCAGUACAAGCUGUAUCGCUACUACCUUGACAACGUCACGGGUAUGGGCUCCGUGACUAACAGAGCAAAAGCGAGGGUUGGAGCGAACCUGUUCAAGGACUUUCAGGUGCUCAGUCGAAUUUGGACUCAUCCCUGGUGCCUUCAGCUCAGCUACAUCAGCAGGGAAAAAAAGGGAUAUUUUAUAAAGAGGAAUAAAAAUAAAGCGUCAACUCUGCUGAGAAAUGAAGACGCUGCUGUGGCUGAGAGUGGACUCAGAGCGAUCGAAGGAGCAGAAGGGAAUAUCAAUGCCAGCAGUACAGCGGGUAAUGUUGGUGUGUCCAAUGGCGCUCCAGCAGUGGAAGGAGAGAAAACAACCGUCAGCGCAAGGUCUCAGAAUCAAGAUGAGGGCUGGUUCAAGAACCUGCUGUCUGAAGAAGACGCCAAAAUCCUGGCGCACUCGGGGAAGAUGGUGCUCUUGUUUGAGAUCCUCAGAAUGGCCGAAGACCUGGAGGACAAAGUGCUCGUGUUCAGUCAGUCGUUGAUCUCAUUAGACCUAAUUGAGGAUUUCCUCAAGGCGUCCCACCAUGCCAGAAACCCAUCGUCAUUCAAAGCGGGCAGCUGGAUUAGAAACAUUGAUUACUAUCGUCUUGACGGCUCCACCAGUGCUGUGUUGAGGAAGAAAUGGGCAGAUCAGUUUAACAAUGCCACCAAUGUUCGUGGCCGAUUGUUUCUCAUUUCAACGAGAGCCGGCUCACUGGGCAUCAACCUCGUUGCUGCCAACAGGGUCAUCAUCUUUGACGCCUCAUGGAAUCCCUCGUAUGACAUACAGAGCAUAUACAGGGUGUACCGCUUCGGUCAGCUGAAACAAGUGUUCGUGUACCGCUUCUUGGCUCAGGUAACUAUGGAGGAGAAGAUCUAUGAUCGUCAAGUGACCAAGCAGUCUUUGUCCUAUCGAGUGGUGGAUCAGCAGCAGAUUGAGAGGCACUUCACCCUUUUUGAACUGACUGAACUUUACACAUUUGAGCCAGACCUGCUGGACGAUCCAAACUCUAAGAAAAGCAAAAGAAGCACCUCUGUUUUGCCCAAGGAUAAGGUCCUGACACAGCUGUUAAAAACCUCUAAAGACCACAUCGUGUCUUUCCACGAGCAUGAAUCUCUGCUGGACCAUAAACAAGAGGAGGAGCUCAGUGAAGCAGAACGCAAAGAUGCCUGGGCCGAGUACGAGGCCGAGUCUUCCAAGCCUCCAGCCACCUCCGACCAGGAUACACUGGAUAUGAAGACCAAUGAACAGCUAGUGGCAUUGCUGAACAAGAGCAGAGGGAACGUAUCGCUGGCCUUCCUGUCAAUGCAGAGGAUGACUUCUCAAACUGUCGAGGACUACAUGCUACGAGUGCGGCAGCAGUAUCCUCAGCUGCCGGAGGUCGAGGUGAAGAACAAAGCUCAGGUUUGGAAAGUGUUUGACGAGAAGGAGCGGGAGCGUAGACAGGCCUGCUAUCAUGACGUUCUUGGACGGCAGCAAACGCUCACAUUCAGCAUUCAGGCCAUACUGAACAGUCGACGGAUGAAAGCGUUGCUGACGAGCGGGACCACCGGGACCCAGCCUGGAAAGACUUGAACAAGGAAAUCUUGUUUUGUAGAAAAAGUAAUGCCUUUGCUCUACGUCAAAGAGUGAGUUGAAUGUAUGUUUUUAGCACUAUUUGAAUAGAAGAGUGCACUUCCAUAUCAUUAAAACAGCAGCAUAUUAUCAGAUGUCAUAGAAUAAUAUUUACAUUACUUUCUAUCGUGAAGUUCAGGGGCACUGACAGUUUUCUUUUUUGAGCACUUUAACUUACACACAUUAUUUAGUUUUAUAAAUGUCUUUUAUAGAGUUUGAAAAAAACUGAAGAGUAUUCCAAUUUCAUGGUUUACACACAUGCCUUACCAUUUAACCUUGUUUUGCUUUUGAACCGUAUUCAACAUGUUUACCAGUUUUUAUAAUUCUGUAAUAAAUUAACAAUCACAGAAA